Messenger RNA from Theileria equi strain WA, 1320 nucleotides. Its product is annotated as CobW/P47K family member protein. Bases 1 to 1320 code for a protein of 439 amino acids. The record is from RefSeq and is a predicted model, not a curated record. Gene Ontology annotation, cellular component: cytoplasm. The transcript is spliced from 5 exons. Lineage: Eukaryota; Apicomplexa; Aconoidasida; Piroplasmida; Theileriidae.
AUGUUGGUAGAAUCCAAGAACGUAGAGCAACACAUUGCAGCUUCCAUUGCCUCGGGAGCCUCAGGCAGCACAAAGGCCAACGUUUUGCUCAAGAGUUACAAAAAUUUGCUCCAAAAGUACCAGUGCCUGGCUGUCGACUAUUACAAAAAGGAUACCGAAUCGAAAAACACAAUCAAUCAGCUGCUGAAGCACGUAGACCACCUGAACCAGGAGAACCAGCGGCUUAUGGUCGAAAAUCGACUACUCAACGAAAACAACCUGGAGGCGAUGGUAAAGCUGCAAAAGUCUGGAGUAUUCGACGUUGAGCUCGUCCAAGAGCUGUUCAAGGCCAUGACUGAGACCAAGAUACCAGUGACAAUCGUCACUGGCUUCCUAGGGACCGGUAAAACGACGUUUAUAAAGAGGCUGUGUGGCAUAUCACCAAAGAAGAUUGGCGUAAUCCAAAACGAGUUUUCCAGCGAGAUGGGAAUCGAGAGACCAGCGCUGUUGCAGAGCGGAGCAGAGCUCUAUGAGCUGCCAAACGGAUGCAUUUGCUGUAGCACAAAGGACGGGCUUGUCACUGCCGUGGAGUCAGUGCUCCAGUACGGAAUCGAGUGGAUUGUAAUCGAGGCUGCAGGGACUGCAGACCCAGUCGUACUCGCGGGAAACUUUUGGCUCGACUACGCGCUCGAAUCUCCACUCGUCCUCGACGGAGUCAUUUGUAUCACAGACGCUACGGUUCUGAAAACUCUUGCCUCUCCAUCCAGUGGAGAAAUACAUGAGCUGCUCAUCAAACAGCUCUCUGUAGCGGACCUAAUCAUCGUCAACAAGACGGACAUUCAUCCGCUGGAGGCAAAACUAGAAGAAAAUCUGCAAAUCCUAAACGAGUGCAAAAUCAUUAGUGCAGUAAAUGGAGUUGUGGACCUGGACUCAGUCUCUAAUCUCAACAUGUUCGAUCUCUCCAAACUCCUCAGGGCUACCCCUACAACACACGAACACGGGCACAGUCAAAAAUCGGCACUCGAAAGUGUACUGGUAAAAUCAAAGCAGAUACACUCGCUAACCCACAUCAACGACGCCAUCUCGUCACUCCUGUGGGACCAAGACAACAUCUACAGAUGCAAGGGUAUUUUCAGUGCUAAAAGAGAUUGUGAAAUGAUUGAUGCCAAGGAUGGUACAAACGGAACCUUUGAACUGCAAGGAGUCGGCAAGGUGUUUGAAAUCACACCCAUUCAUGCAGACGUCCAAGAGAACAAGUUCCUAUUCAUCGGUCACAAUAUCAACAAGGAUCAUAUCCAUAACCUUUUGACUUCUUAUUCAUACACAUCAACCAAAACUUAG